This is a messenger RNA of Phascolarctos cinereus (koala), 1177 nucleotides long. It is a transcript of the gene CIDEA, whose product is annotated as cell death inducing DFFA like effector a. NCBI's taxonomy places the organism in Eukaryota, Metazoa, Chordata, Mammalia, Diprotodontia, Phascolarctidae. Gene Ontology annotation, biological process: regulation of apoptotic process; apoptotic process; lipid storage. The record is from RefSeq and is a predicted model, not a curated record. Gene Ontology annotation, cellular component: lipid droplet.
GCGGGGGCUGAAGGUGGCUUGCGGUCAGUUGCGCCAUCCGCCCACUCUGCCCUGGAGCUCCACCACAAAGGUCCUCACGCUAUGGAUACAGCCAGGGACUAUGCCGGAACGCUGAUAAGGCCCUUGACUUUUGUGGGAUCACAAACCAAACGAAUCCUAUUAACUCCCCUCAUGCAUUCAUCUCGGCCUUUCCGGGUCUCCAAUCAUGACCGAAGCAGCCGGCGUGGGGUGACAGCCAACACACUGAAGGAACUCAUUGGCAAGACCCUGGAUGCCCUAGCAAUUACUACUGGGCUGGUUACUUUAGUAUUGGAGGAAGAUGGCACAGUUGUGGAUACCGAAGAAUUCUUUCAGACCCUAGGAGAUAAUACACAUUUCAUUGUCUUGGAAAAAGGACAGAAGUGGACAUUGGGUCCUAAAUAUGUUACUCAGAAGCAAAAAAAGUCUGGAAUAGCAAGAGUCACUUUUGACUUGUAUAAGAUGAAUCCCAAAGACUUUCUUGGAUGCUUAAAUGUGAAAGCCACCAUGUAUGAGAUAUAUUCUGUGUCCUAUGACAUCAAAUGCACAUCUGCCAAAGCUGUGCUGAGGCACUUCUUGCGGUUUAUGUCCUAUGCUGCCCAAGUCACCGGACAGUUUCUCAUCUACACUGGGAAUUAUAUGUUACGUUUGCUUAAUGACACUGAUGAUUCUCCUUCUCCUCCUCCUCCUCCUCUGAAACCAACACCCAAGGGGUGGCUCCUAUAGAGGGACAGUGCCUUGCAUUAAAGGGAUUGUAGCUGGCUCCAUUAGUUUCCUUCCCAAUGUUAACUUUUAAAUGAUUGGUUUCAGGGAUGCUACCUUAUAUUUUUAGACACAUCAUUUGCAGAUAGUUGGCCACUACUACUCAAUACUAAUGAUUCAGGUAAAAGUUAGCUAUGGCCAGCUUUUUUCCUAGGAAUUUCCUUUUUUUUCCUAGGAAAUUCCUUUGUACUAAUGAGCCUGGAAGAAAGGAUAUACGCAAUAUGUUUUGAUGGCUUACUGCAGUCGGCAGGGCUCUCCAUAUAUCUAUAUGUGUGUCUCUGAAAGCUAGCUUUCAUGUGGAAUCACACCUCUACCAAGUAAAUGUUGGAAAAGUACUUAUGGAUCUUCAGUCUGGAUCACUGAUAGUAUGAAAGAAAUAAAAAACUGGCAAAUAGUA